Marchantia polymorpha subsp. ruderalis is the source of this 6022-nucleotide messenger RNA. NCBI's taxonomy places the organism in Eukaryota, Viridiplantae, Streptophyta, Marchantiopsida, Marchantiales, Marchantiaceae. The record is from the annotation of a GenBank genome assembly.
GCGCCAGUGCCAGUUCUGACAUGUGCGGGGGGCAAUGGGGACGCUGGAUUGGUCGCUGGCGGCCGUGGCAGGAGUGCGCCACAGAAGCGUUGCGAGCUCCGGGACCUGGAGCUAAAGCACGAGCUUCGGUGGCCUUUCCUCGGGGCCUCCUUCGGCCGUUGCGAGUCUUGGUCACACACAUGGCCUAGUACAGAGUACAGAGUAGUGCUGCCGCUGCUGCUGCUGUCUGGGCCUUGGCGCUAGGGUUUAGGGGGCAGGGGGUGGAAGGAACGUUUUGGGAGCAGACUUGGAGACUACUGUGGAGAGAAGAAGAAGCUGAGGAGAGGAGCGGGGGGGACCCAACACUUUGCCCAAGAGGCAGGGCAGGGCAGGCAGGCACGCAGGCAGAGCGAAUGAGGGAGUGAGACCAUGGGCCCAGUUUGUUUCACUUGAGUUUUGUCAUUCUCCUUUUCUAUCGAUUCCUCCCUAUCCACGUUGCUCGGGUCUCCUCAUCCGUCCCCGCACCUCGUCACUACACUCUUUUGCUGUUGCUGCUCUCUUGUUCUGCUGCAGCCUUGCAGUGCAGCCGAGGGAGUCUCUCAGAAGGAAGAGGUAAUCCUUUCAUCCUGAGGGUGAAGGAAGGAGCAGUCGUCGCAACAUGGCUUCUCAGCCGAAAAUCAUACGGCUCUCCCAAUCCAGCCCUCCACCUGAUCUCGAUCCUGAGGAGGAGCCUCCGGAGAAGAAGCCCGAAGUGACUUUAAUUGGAGGAAUUAUGGAGAAAGGAUUUUCUUCUUCUUCUCGUAGUGAUAAAUUGUCCGCUCCUCAGCCGAGAGUUACCCCGUUCCCAGUCGCCAGGCAUCGCUCGGAAGGUCCAUACUGGGCCCCUUUGUCGAGAAUGCCGGUGCAAUCCAGGAUGGAGGAAAAUCGAGAGGACGAGAUGGCUACAGCUUUAGCUGAUUACGCCGAACCACUGAGUAGAAACAAAGAUAGGACAUCGCCGGUAGCUAGUCAGUGGCGAAGUAACCGUAAAGCUCAUCGGAGUGAAAUCUCUCAAAACAAGAGUUCACCUUCUGAUGCUUUGAGUUCGGACAGCGCUGCUUGUCCAAUUGAACCUGACCGAGAAAGCUCUGAAUCGAUAUCAAGUGAGCGUCCAUUUACCCAAACCGAACUCGCCUUGAAAAUGGACUCGACGGAGCCACUGGAGCCGGCAGUGUUUGAUAGUGGAGCUUCGUCUGAGAAAGUGAAGACAAUCACGAGCAUGGGGUCUCACACAGAUCAUGAGGAAUUCAAUGGACAGUCACCAGGUGGAGCAAUUUGCAGAGAAUUUGUCGAUUUGCCAUGUAGUCAGUCCGAGGGGCAGCCGGUUAGUACAUCGAGUGGCAGCUCUGAGCAGUCUGACUUCGUUAACGAGAGUAGUGACCAGAGUGUACUUCGGAAGAUGCAAGAAAUUGUGAUGGGACAGAAAUCUCAGCUGGUCUCUGGCUCUGGUCCAGGAGGUAGCAACAUGGGAAUGUUGGAUGCAGUUAGUAAGGAAAUCGAUGCGGAGAACAGGAAAGCGUUGUUUUCAAUGUCUUCUGCAGAGGUUGCGGAAGCCCAAGCUGAGUUGUCAGAAAAGCUACGACCUGAAUUGGUAGAACUGCUUAGAAAACGUGGCUUGGAGAAAGAGAGGAGGCGGGUCUCAGAAUUGAAAGGAUCUGCUGCGAGUAGAUCACAGGAAGGACGUAAUCCGGAUGGGAACAUCGCGUCUGUGGGGCAGUCUAGGGGCCCCUCUGAAAGUCACUCAGAUGCAGAAAUUUUGAGCCCAUCGGUGGACGGAAUGAGAGACAUCCCUACAAAUCAAACGUCAGUGUUACAGGGUGAAUCUGCAAAUGGAGGCGACUUGCUUAGCGAAUCUGUUACAGCAGGGGACAACCGAAAUAAUGCAGAAAGCCCCGAAUCAAAUACUGAGAAGAAAACCACGUCGUCUGAUCUUUGGACUUUGAGAGUCGAGGCUGUCAGGACAAUGCGAUUCAAUAUUGAUGGCGAAGUGGUCUUUUUCGAGCCUGCUAAGGAGGAGCCAGAGACUGCGGCAUCAAGCCCUUCCGCUGCCGCAGUCAACAAGCAGCAGGAUGUUUUGAGUGCGGUCGAGCGCGAUAUGAUACGAACUGAGGGCGAUCCUGCUGGAUCUGGCUACACUCUGAAGGAAGCCUUGGGUCUUGUACGAAGCACGGUCCCGGGGCAACGAUCUGUUGCUCUUCGACUUAUUUCAGCUGUGCUGGAGAAGGCGACUGUGGGCUUUCAGAAUCAGCAGCGAAUUCCUACAUCCUUUGCAGAUUUAAAAGGGCUUGUGGAUUGGCAGGCCGUGUGGGCCUACGCACUGGGUCCUGAGGCGGAGCUAGUCUUAACUCUCAGGUUAGCUCUGGAUGAUGGGCACUCUACAGUUGUUGCUACAUGUGCCAGAGCCAUUCAAGCCCUCUUUAGCUACGCUUCGAAUGAGAGCUACUUUGAUUGCCUUGAGGGUCUGUGGCCUGGAGAUGAUCUUAUUUAUACCGCACCUAUAUUUCGAUUGAAAACAAAGCACAAUGAAGGUUUUAUAGGAAGUGGUCGCUGGAAAUACAAUGUAAAGAGGAGUGAAAUGUUCCCUUUCUCAGGGAACUCUGUCCAGGAGCAAGUUGAGGAAGAAGGAAAGGAUACAGUUGGAGAGGAUGGGCAUGUUGCCAAUAAAGACGUCGUCGCUGGUCUUGUGCGGAUGGGGCUGUUGCCACGCAUCCGUUACAUACUCGAGGUUGAAGAGCUUAUUGUUCCAGACGACGCCUUGCUGUGCGUCCUGAUUGCCGUGGCAAGGCACUCUCCCGCAGGUGCUGCUGCUGUUAUGAAUUGUCCGAGGCUUAUAGAUACGAUUCUAAGUCGAUUUCUCCUACAAUCUCGAGAAGUUCCCGAGGCAUCCUUGUCGUGUCAGCUCAAGGCUGUUCGUCUUUUGAAGGCUUUGUCUCAGGCGAGUAGAUUUAACUGCAUGUUCUUUGAGAAAUGUGGAGUGCUGGAAGCUCUAUUGAGGCCGUUUUUACAACAGCCCUCUCGAGAGUCCUUGGGUAUACAAGAUAAUAUGAGGGGGUUCCGCUCGAAUGCUAUAGAAAUUCUUCGUUUCUGGAGAGUAUGUCUCAGUUACCGGAUCGGCCUUUCUUUUUUCACUGACUGCUAUCCGACCCUCUGCAUAUGGCUAUUGCCGUUGUCCGAAGACGAGAUUCUCUGUCCACUCAACUGCCCCGUACUUGCUAUGGAAUCAUACUCUUUGCUUGAGAAGAUUGCGAGAACUCUACCAAUCCUUCACGAUAAUCUCAGUCCCACGGAUGCUCUCGCAGUACAGUUGGGUGGUACGAAAUGGUCUUGGAGUGUUGCAAUGACAAUGGUGAACACGGCUCUGAAAUGGUUAUCACCUGACCGGAUUUCCGCAGUUCUUUCGGUUGCCAAGCAAUAUAUGCAGGCGAAGCGAGAACGGUUGUCAGAGGAGAUAAAUUUAGCAUCGAGGACUAAGGAAUACCUUGGACUAUUGGGUUCUGUGUUGCAUUUUCUCGCGACCGUCUGUGAGAAGAUUGUGUCAGAGAAGGAUCUAGAAUGUAGUUUGAACAACACGAGCAGUUGUUCAUUGCCCUGGUUGCCUACUUUUGUUCCACACUUGGGAUUGGCUCUGGCCACGUGUGGGCUCCUGGAUACCGUCAGAGCUGGAGGGUACUCCAAACAUUCUAACGGUGGAACGGAGAAACCUCAUACGCUUUUCGACCACGUGUUCUUCGGCCUCUCGGAAGGAGGGAGCAUACUAGCUGCGCUCAACUGUCAACUUGCCUUGGUGCGGGUAAGCAGUAUGGUUGAUAAACUGAUCUCUGUAAAUAAACUUAAAGGGGUCCCAAUAUCAACGGAUCAGCUUGCGUCGCACGCAACAUUAGAUCAAGGUUUAGUCGUAUCGGCCGAGGGAGAACUAAGGAGAUGGGUUUCUCUUACUGGAAAAGUUAUGACUUCGCGGAACAAUACAGCGGAAAUGAGCGUUCGAGGGGGACCUGCCCCAGGUGUGGGAGUUGGUUGGGGUUCCUUGUUAGGUGGCAUAUGGUCCAGAAGUUACAUACUUGCUCAGGCUAGCGCCAGGUUGAACCUGGAAUUGAUAUCUGUGCUUUCGGUGAAGGGAACUUCGACUUUUUCCGAUGAUGAGCUUUUGGGACGCGGUGUAGCACCGAGAGCAGAAAAUGACGGGCCGGUUUUCGGUCCUUUGUGGAGAAUUAAUGCAGGUCUUGCAGUUGCUGCUUUGACAACCCCUCCAAAUGCGGAUUUGUUGGGAACAGGAUGCUCACUUACCAUCUUUCAUCCCGACAGUUUGUCGUUGCUCUUAGAAAAUAUAAAAUUAUUUUUGCGAAGUCGGAAUGGUGGAGAACCUGAAGGUAUUCAGGGCGGUAAUGAUCUUGAGCAUCCUUCUUUGCACCCUCAACAAAUGAGCAAAAUUCUUAUAAAGCAUUUACAGACAUUCUGGCUGGCCCCUAAAAAAAAGAAGAUUUCAGAUGGUGGAGAACAUCGUGCUAUUCCUGGUAAAUCAAACGGGGCCUUCAAGUCUAAAUUGUCCACAGUACAUGAAGGCAGUUCAGAAGGUGAUGACACCACCCCGGAAAGUUUGAUGCAAGAGUUUGCUGGGCAAAGGCUUCCUCUUCCGUCUCACUGGUUUCUGAGCCCACUGGUCACAGAUACAACGCGAGCUACGACGACAGAUACGGGAGCUUCAGUCGGAGAGCUUGAAGAUGUCAUCACAGCUGGGCUCGCAUUAUUUCUUGGCCUUGAAUUUUGGAUUUCGGCCACAGGACGGGCUAUCCCUCUCGUUAGGAAGAUUCAUAGCCUCUCUUGUGUAUUUGUUACCGGAGGUGACGUUUUUCUUCAGCCUCCUGCUAGGGAUAUCAUUGGGGUUCUCCAGGAUAUUAUUGGACGUCAGGUCGAGGAAAGUUUACGUACAGUUCCGGAGUCAAAUGGUGGUGACAGGUGUACGUCGAAUGGAGAAGAUCAAGGACAGUUGCAAGCACAUCGGAAUCAGUCUUCAGAACGGAUUACGCCGGAUCACAAGGAGCGAAAGCUGGACUUCGAAGGUUCUAUUGAUCCUAGCUAUAUGACUUACGCGGAGACUCUAGCCGAACAGUUCGUUGCCUCUUCUUAUGGGGACCUUGUCUUUGGAAGACAGGUGGCGCUGCACUUGUCAACUGCAGCUCCGGAUAUCAUCCGUCUUGCUACUUGGCGUGUUCUGUUCGAUGCAAGGGUGCUGGAGUUGCUUCCGCCCUUAAGUAAAUGUUGUGGCCAGUUGUCAAUAUAUCUUAGCCCAACUGAGACGGACUUGAAGAUGAUUGAAGCGUUCUUGUCUGCUUGGGCUUCCGGCGCUCUUGAUAAGGCGGCCAGCAGGAAUUCUUUGCCUUUCAGGCUUGCAUUGCAUUAUCUUGGUGGUUACAUCUUUGACAAGAGGGAUGUUGCAGACGACUUGCUGACACAAAAGAAACUUGCAAGGACUUUGGUGCGGAGCACUCUGAGGAGAUCGGAUCGACAGGCCAUGCUCAUACGACUGCUUUCUGGAGCAACGGCAAAUGACCACGCUGGGAACGCGAAGGAACAGGUGAAGACAAGAUUAGCCUUUUUGACGGAGGCUUGUGAAGGGGAUGCUUUGCUUCUAGCCGAGAUUCAACGUGUAACAAGCAUUUUGUAGCUGUUCCGUUCAUCAUUAGUCACAUGUUUUGGUGUAUCCAUCAGCUCAUCUGCAAGUUCUGUACAAUAUCCAUGUCUUAUCAAGAUGAGUCGUAAGCCCGCAGCCACUUCUAAUCUUUUUGACAGGACAGUGACGACGAGGUUUUGUAUGUCUAGUGCGAGACGCCCUUCUGACAAAUUACCGGGCCAACCAACAAAUGUUGGAAUACACAGAUUUUAGAUAAGUAGGAAGAGUCGACCUGUUUCUUUUUCCAGUGGACUGAGAUUGAGAUGUAAAGAUUUUGUUCUCAUAAUCAAAGUUAACCAAUUGUGGGGGUUUCACGAGACUCUACAACAACUUCAC